AGCAGAAUGAAUGAAGAGCAAGUUAAGGCUCGCCCCUCCACUGCCAUUGCAAACUCUUCUAUUUUUGAUUUCUCCAAAAAGCUAUUUCUUCCAAUGUGCUGCAAGUAACAACGUGCUUCGUGCAGGUUAGUCAAUGAAUUAGACCAGGAUUCUGCCUGCAGCACAUUGAGACAAAAUUCUCUGCCAGAGCUUAGAGGUGACAAUGAGGACACACUCCCCUAGUCUAUUUGCCCCCAUUGCCCCAUGGAAUUUGAUGGCAUUUGAACAUCAGAGCACAGGAAUGUCCUUGACCAAUCCUAUAGAACUGCUCCUUUGAGAAAGAUGGAAAGUGUGCUGAGUUGAGUUUUCUCCUGAGGGUUCCUGUAAAACAGAUCUUGCCUUGUGAGAUGGGGGUGCUCCCCUUUCUCCCCAUUUCAGGAUUCACCUAACUGGGAUGGGGAAGAGGGGAUAUUCCAGACAAAUUCUGGAACAAAGGGAGAAAAUGUGGCAUGCAAGCUUCUCCCCCUUGCCAUUUCAUCCUCACAACAGCCCUGUGAGGAAGGUUAAGCUGAGAGACUAUGACUGGCACAAAGUCAACCCAGCGAACUUCAUGGCAGAGUGGGGAUUUGGACCCUGGUGUCCCAGACCAGACCCUACUCUGCCACUACACCCCUCCGGCUCAAAAGCAAUAAAUGCAUCCAAGCGUGGGACACUUGUGCUAUAACUCCCUUCACUUAGGGGCAGCAGUGCUGGCGGAGGCAUGAAGAGAAGCAGAAGCAAUCUGAGGAGUGCAAAACUCUGGAAGGAGCUGCAAGUUCCUCUCUCCUUCCCACCGCAUUCCUUGAAAUAUGGUUCCCCGAGGUCAGAAAAAUGGAACGGAAGUACAGUUGACUGAAACGUCAUCACUGGUUGUUGCACAUCUGCCUCUCUGUUCCCUUGAGAACCGCAGGCGUAGAGUGCCAGGAACAAAGACAGAAGACAGGGACAAAGGGGGAAGCCAUGAAAACGAUCGCAUGUUAACUAGGGACAUUAAAAAAGAAAAGAAAAUCCCUGGAAUGUUGAUAUUGCCACCCUUGCUUCUUCUUAACAGCUGCUGGGAAUCACAAGGUGUAGUGAUGGUCAUCACCUUUGGAUAGAUUUAAAAGGGAAUUGGACCCUUAGAUUAGGGUAUCAGUGGUGACCAGCCAUGAUGGCUACAUUCUACCUCCACUGUCGGAAGCAGUCAAUUUCUGAUCGCCAGUUGCUGGGAAUCACAAGCGGGGACAAAGCUGACCUGUGCUUGUGUCCUGCUUGUGGGCUUUCCAUAGGCAUCUGUUUGGCAACUGUGGGAAGAGGAUACUGGAUUAGAUGGGCCUUCAGCAGACCUCUGGGACGCGGGUGGCACUGUGGGUUAAACCACUGAGCCUAGGACUUGCCGAUCAGAAAGUCGGCGGUUCGAAUCCCCGCGACGGGGGGAGCUCCCGUUGCUGCUAGGUUGUUCCUGCUCCUGCCACCCUAGCAGUUCAAAAGCACAUCAAAGUGCAAGUAGAUAAAUAGGUACCGCUCCAGCGGGAAGGUAAACGGCGUUUCCGUGCGCUGCUCUGGUUCGCCAGAAGCGGCUUAGUCAUGCUGGCCACAUGACCCGGAAGCUGUACGCCGGCUCCCUCGUCCAAUAAAGCGAGAUGAGCGCCGCAACCCCAGAGUCAGCCACGACUGGACCUAAUGGUCAGGGGUCCCUUUACCUUUUACAGCAGACCUCUAUUGCAACAUGUUCUAAGACCAUAGGUUUGGAAGAACUCCUCAGCUCAGGAACUGGUUUCAGUCGACAAGGUUAGGCAGAUAAUGGAGGAAGUGCUCCAUUACAGCGCAAUUCUAGGCACCUUGACUCAGAAGCAAUUCGCACUGAGCUCAAUGGCAGCUUGCGCUCUAGCAAGCAAGUUUACAACUGCACUGUCGGUCAGCAAGUAGGGAUGGAGAAAAUUUCGGAAAAUGGGUGUGUGUGAAUAAUUAAUGCAGGAUGGUAUGCAGAUUAGGCUGAACAGUUAUGUUGUUGCUGUUAACUUUGCUGUCUGGUCUUUGAUCGCAAUAAAGAUUGAUUGAUUGAUGCCAUGAAAAGUUGUGAUUCCCGUUUUGUCCCUGUCCUUUGCCUUUGGAGAAGGAACUUGCCAUUGCCAGCUCUAGCUUUGCUUCCUCCCCUGAGAUGAUCUUCAGUCCAUUUUUUACUGGACGCAGAGCAAUAAGAGAUCAGAAUUGAUUGUCUGAACAGCUAUAGCUCAGCAUCUGCCUUGCAUGCAGAAUAUCUCCCAGGUUCAAUUCCCAGCAUCUCCAGGUGGGAACAGGAAUGCUCCCUACAAAAAAACAAAACAAAACAAAAACCACCCUGGAGAGCCACUGCCAGCCAGUGUAAACAAAAAGACAGCUUCCUAUCUUCCUGUAAGUUUCCCCCCAAAUUUCUCCCCUCCCCACAAGUCUGAGAAAGAUCUCCCAUCAUUUUCUAAAUCAAGGCGGGUGGCUUUUGCCCAAUUCUGUCAGCGAGGAGGACAAGAACACCGGAGGAAAUUAGGCACUCUGGCCUCUGCCGGAUGUGGUUAGACGGCUCCCCCAACCACCACAAGGGAGGGAGCAUGUUCAGUCUCUGCUUGACAGCUUGAUUCCUUCCAGUAUAAGGGCAAGACCAUAAAACAAAUAGAAAAUAAAUGGAGCCAAUAUAUCUUAUGAGUAAUUAGAACAAAAUGACAAACAAUAGGCUAUUAUUGUGCACAAAGGAGCUCAGGCACCCAUUCUGAGUGUAGCAGGCAAAUCCAUAUUAUUGCCUGAUGGGGCAUGUCCCUCAGGAAUGGCAUUUCUGAGCUCAGGGACCAGGCGCUGGCAAACUUUAUCCUGCCCAGGGGCCACAUUCAUGCAUAAACAGCCUUCUGGGGGCCAGAGGCAAAAAGUAGAUAAGGCAAACGAUCUGACUCUCACCUUUAUACACAAGCCAUGCAAAAUCCACACACACACACACUUCUCCUCCAGACAAGUUAGAGAGGCAUUGUCACGGUUUAAGGAUGCAGUCUUGUCACGGUCUGGCUGCACGUGGAGGGGUGGUGGGAGGUAUCAAUUUGGGAACCCCCAAGGGAACCCCCAGGGGAAGAAGGCUCAGAGCCAGGGGACUGGUGAUGGGAUGGCAUGAGUGGUCAGAUGGAGAAGAGGGAGCAGCCUGGGAGGAGGAGAUGUUGGAAGCUGAAAGGGUAACAAGGUUUAGUGAGCAGGGAGAGACUGCGGCAGAGAGCAGUCUAGACUCAGAGGCAGGAGAGGCCAGAGGCCAGGAGACAGAGGUGAGGCAGGCUGCUGAAGAAGCCAGGCAGUCUCCCCCUCCUGCUGCAACCAGCUCCCCUGCCCCCGGUCUCCCAGAACACGCAGAAAAAUGAAAAUGGCGGGGCAAUGAGGGGCAAGAUGAAGGAGCCUUAGGCUGUUGGGGGAGGAGCCUUAGGGAGCAAUGGGAAUGUGGUGACCUUCAGUCCUCACAACUGCCUUACUGGGAAGGGUUGCUGUGACCACUAGGGAUGAGCUGUUUUGUUUCUUUGAAUAAAGAACUUCACUGCUUUAUUGUUUUAUUGUUGAUCUACACCUGACUCCAAGGGAUGCGGAUGGCGCUGUGGGUUAAACCACAGAGCCUAGGACUUGCCGAUCAGAAGGUCGGCGGUUCGAUCCCUGCGACGAGGUGAGCUCCCAUUGCUCAGUCCCUGCUCCUGCCCACCUAGCAGUUCGAAAGUACCUCAAAGUGCAAGUAGAUAAAUAGGUACCGCUCCGGCGGGAAGGUAAACGGCGUUUCCGUGCACUGCUCUGGUUCGCCAGAAGCGGCUUAGUCAUGCUGGCCACAUGACCCGGAAGCUGUACGCCGGCUCCCUCGGCCAGUAAAGCGAGAUGAGCGCCGCAACCCCAGAGUUGGUCAUGACUGGACCUAAAGGUCAGAGGUCCCUUUACCUUUACCUUUACAUUUAUACCUGACUCCAGCUCCUGACAAAUCCAGGCAGGUAAAGCUAUCUGAGGAGGGGAUAAGCAAGGCCAGGGAGGGGGUUACCAGGGAAGGACUGAUGGCUGGGAAGAAUUCCAAGCAGGGUUGCAAUGGCCUGGGUUCAUAGGGGGUCAAUGACCCAUCACUAUUUCAGCAGCAAGGUCUCCAUCUUCAACAUCCUUGUUGUUGUUGUUUAGUCAUUUAGUCGUGUCCGACUCUUUGUGACCCCAUGGACCAGAGCAUGCCAGGCACUCCUGUCUUCCACUGCCUCCUGCAGUUUGGUCAAACUCAUGCUGGUAGCUUCGAGAAAACUGUCCAACCAUCUCGCCCUCUGUCGUCCCCUUCUCCUUGUGCCCUCCAUCUUUCCCAACAUCAGGUCUUUUCCAGGGAGUCUUCUGUUCUCAUGAGGUGGCCAAAGUAUUGGCUUCACAAUCUGUCCUUCCAGUGAGCACUCAGGGCUGAUUUCCUUAAGAAUGGAUAGGUUGGAUCUUCUUGCAGUCUUCUGGCAUAUGGCCCUUGGAUCUUCUGGCAUAUGGCCCUUCGAAGGUUGCUCAGGAGCGAAUGUGACCCUUUGUUGUUGUUGUUGUUUAGUCGUUUAGUCGUGUCCGACUCUUCGUGACCCCAUGGACCAGAGCACGUCAGGCACUCCUGUCUUCCACUGCCUCCCGCAGUUUGGUCAAACUCAUGCUGGUAGCUUCGAGAACACUGUCCAGCCAUCUUGUCCUCUGCCGUCCCCUUCUCCUCGUGCCCUCCAUCUUUCCCAACAUCAGGGUCUUUUCCAGGGAGUCUUCUCUUCUCAUGAGGUGGCCAAAGCACUGGAACCUCAGCUUCACGAUCUGUCCUUCCAGUGAGCACUCAGGGCUGAUUUCCUUAAAAUGGAUAGGUUUGAUCUUCUUGCAGUCCAUGGGACUCUCAAGAGUCUCCUCCAGCACCAUAAUUCAAAAUCAUCAAUUCUUCGGCUAUCAGCCUUCUUUAUGGUCCAGCUCUCACUUCCAUACAUCACUACUGGGAAAACCAUAGCUUUAACUAUACGGACCUUUGUUGGCAAAGUGAUGUCUCUGCUUUUUAAGAUGCUGUCUAGGUUUGUCAUUGCUUUUCUCCCAAGAAGCAGGCGUCUUUUAAUUUCGUGACUUCAGCAUCCUUGAGCCAUCCAGUCAGCAUGAUAGGGGACUUCUUUAAAUCACUGUAUGCUCCAAAGCUGUAUGCUCCAAAGUAGAACUAUAACCAGUACACAGAAGUUUGCUGUCUCCUGGCAGUGGAAACUGUUCCUAGUCCAUAGGCUUGAAUAUUGUUUUCUUCCAUUGUUCAGGUCUGGUGGCCCUGAUGAGAAGUCCCCAAGAUGCUUUCUGAAAGCCUAACUUUGAAAGAGCCAACUUGCACAGUCAUUUUUGUAACUCGAGCCUGGCAUUCUGCAGACCGAUGUGGAAAUACGGGACGCUUUUGAGGCACCUGAAUCUGGAAGUGUUUAAUGAAAAGGCCUCUCUGAAAAUUGGCUCGGCGAAGACACUCAAAAUAUUUAUGCUAUUUGAACGAAAACAGCCAAGAAUAGAUGAAACUCCAGUCACGGUGUACUGCAAAGAGCGACUUUGCUUUCAGAAUCCAUUACUUUUAUGGAGUUUUGUUAAAUUACAAAUAGUUUCCUAGAAAGAUUUUUGUUUUAAAAAAGCAAAC
Molecule: messenger RNA, 5626 nt
Organism: Podarcis lilfordi (Lilford's wall lizard)
Lineage: Eukaryota; Metazoa; Chordata; Lepidosauria; Squamata; Lacertidae
Source: the annotation of a GenBank genome assembly